AUGACUGAUAUCCUAAACAUUAAAGACAAGCCGAUCUUCGACGAUCGCAUCGUCAAGAUUGAGACUCACACAAACGUGGGCAUAACUAGCACGAUCAAAAAUUAUGUAACAGUGUCAUUCGACAAAAGCGUGAUUCUGCGGAAUGCCGGCUGGGAUGCGCAGACUACUGCGGCCGGAUACUUUAAUUUCUGUGUACCGCUCUACGUACUGCUGGGAUUUUGCGAAGAUUACAGACGUGUGGUGAUCAACGAAUUAAUUUUAAUACGAGCGCGCAACGACAACAAUUGUCUGAUGGGAGAUUCGAUGAUAGAACCAACGCUCGAAUUAUCCAAAGUACAAUGGCGGAUGCCGCACGUGUUAUUGAGCGAGAUAAAUAAGCUGUCGAUGCUCCGCGCUUUGGAGAGCGGACGAUAUCUGAGCACGGCUUUUCGCUCUUGGGAUCUGUACGAGUUUCCGCUCUUGCAGAGCACAACCAAGCAUUCUCCGCAGCAUCGUGCGAUGCGUUUACUGAGCAGACGUUACGAUCUGACGAAUACGGGCUAUAAAUUUUUGGAAAUUGGAAUCAACGUUGGCCCACCGAGUUACGUGGAGAUCGUUCUGGGAGAUCAUCGCGGACACGAACUGUCGCUGUCUCUCGAAACCUGGAAGAGUCUCUACGACCAACGAUGGAAUAUUUACAAAAUGCUUCGAAACGAAUACAAGGACAAUUUUAUAAGUGUUGGACCGCUAAUCGUCAGAGUUUGUACGCUGAACGAUGCUACGCUCGUACGUCUCGAUUCUUCGUCCGUACGCAUUACGAUGACCGAAACGACGCUACGCCGUAUGUUUGACUUUGACGGGUGUAUCGAUGUAACGUUCGAACGAUUAGCCCGACUCGUCGAUACGGUUGAUGUAAAGUAUACGCGAUUCUCCAAUACGUCUGAGAACGCCAUACGCGACAGCGACUUCUUCAAUGGACGUCAACUCAUCGAUUGCGAGCUAUUAGCUUCAGUUUUUAAUACGUACGAAAAAAACACGAUGUAAUAAGAUGUGAAUAAAAAAUUU
Trachymyrmex septentrionalis is the source of this 1044-nucleotide messenger RNA. RefSeq lists its product as uncharacterized. Bases 1 to 1023 code for a protein of 340 amino acids. The record is from RefSeq and is a predicted model, not a curated record. The transcript is spliced from 3 exons. NCBI's taxonomy places the organism in Eukaryota, Metazoa, Arthropoda, Insecta, Hymenoptera, Formicidae.